CAGGAAAGAGUCUUCUCGUCAAUUGAAUCUUUGCUUGCAAUCCCGCUGGCAGCGGCAUUGCUCGUGCUGUAACAGCUGUCACAGCAGCAGCUGUCACCCAUCCCAUUGUUUUUUAGGGAAAGCUACCAUCUAGAAGACGCGAGCUCGAGCCGCGCUGGUCACCAGAUUCCCGUGUCGCCAUGGACGCGAUGCGGGAGAACCUGGCGUACUUAAUCGACCAGCGGCUGUACGAGUCGGCUGAGAUCCUCGGAAGCUUCCUGAUCUCAGCAGCCGGGCCGGGCAGCGAGGUGUCGGCAAUCUCGAGGGCGGAGAAUCUGGUGCUCUACGCGGACGCGCUCUUUGGAAGACAGGAGUACCGCCGCGCGCUGGUGUGCGGAGGCUGAUAGUGCGCUGGUACCAGAUGCC
This is a messenger RNA of Closterium sp. NIES-67, 405 nucleotides long. The record is from the annotation of a GenBank genome assembly. NCBI's taxonomy places the organism in Eukaryota, Viridiplantae, Streptophyta, Zygnematophyceae, Desmidiales, Closteriaceae.